AUGGAAAGUGAGCAGUUUCCACUUAUAGAUGACACAGCUCGUGAUGAAACUGGAGGAAACUUGGGCCGACCCGGUGGCGGAGGAACUGUUUCCAGUCAUCGGCGCUUAUCUGUACUGCAUAUUCCGGGGCCGAAAAAUUUGCCCAGUAAUGAAGAGAAUGUGAGAUCAGUGAUUCAUCAGUGUGCACGGAACGGCAAAGGAAGUUCUUUGAAGGAGAAUCUCGAAAAACAUCCUGAAGUCAUCAAUAACAGGGAUCAGGACGGAUUUACCGCACUUCAUUAUGCUUGUCGUUAUGGUCACUGUGAGAUUGUGAGCUUUCUUCUCGAAAAGGGUGCGGAUCCUAAUAUAGAGAGUGGGGCUAAGCUAACGGCUCUGCACAUGGUUGCCAAAUAUGGCCGCGAAGGAUCUCGAUCAUCUCUUGAAUCAGAUGUACCGGUUAUUGAUAGGGGCAGUAGCAUAGAGAUGAUAAUCAGAUUGUUGAUUGAAAGAGAAGCGAAUAUAAAUGUAGGAGAUGAAUAUGCAUUAACUCCUCUUCAUUAUACAGCCAUGAAAGGUAACUUAAUUGCAGCUCAGGCUUUAUUGGAAUAUGGAGAAGAUAAAAUAGAUCUCGUGAUAGAGGAUAAUCAUGGGAUGACUCCUCUACUAACUUCUUGUGUUUAUGGUGCAGAUGAAGUAGCCGCACUUCUUCUGAAGAAAGGAGCAAAUUAUCGGCAUAUCAUUCAAGCUAAAAAAGAAACUGCCUCAACGGCCUUACACAUUGCUGCUCAACAUGGGAAUGCUCGUUGUGUUCGGCUUAUUCUAGAGAGAGCUACUAAGGGCGGUGAUUGCGAAACAUUAUUGAAAAUGCAGAAUGAUGAGGGGAAAACUCCUCUGUAUUUAGCAAUUGAGGGAAAUCAUCCCGUUACAGCCAAAGUAAUCCUUGAUCGGAUUUACAAAACAAAAGAAAACGCGAAAUUGGCUCUUGAAGGGAAAGAGAUAUGGUUAGUCCAUCUGACAGCCGAAAGAGGGUACUUAGACGCGUUAAAACUUCUUGUGGAGGCUGGUGCUGAUUACAACCUCCAAGACGAUGAUGAACGCAUCCCUAUUCAUAUGGCAGCAAUGCAUAACCAUGUCGGCAUAGUCGAAUAUUUAUUAACUAAGAAUAAAGAUAUGAUGGAAGCUCGCGAUGAGCGAGGGUUCACCCCACUGUUGCUUGCAGUAAGUUUCCACGAUGCCAUCAAUGUUGCUAAGGAAUUAAUUGAGCAACAUGCAAACUUAGAGGUAACUGAUAAUGAUGAGAGAACUGUCAUAUUCAUUGCUGCUAAGUUCAACUCUCGUCGAUGUCUUGAGCAUAUUUUAAACCUGAUAAAAAAAGCGUCAAGCCCCAGAAGAAUUCACCCCACAUCUCUACGCCUACCUGCAGCUUCUCGUAGUUUGGAUGAUAUGGUAAAUCAUCAAGAUCAUAAUCAAGAUGCUCCUAUGCAUGUUGUUUGUGGUAACGGAUAUUUAGAAGUUUGCCAGCUUUUAUUUGAUCAUGGGGCUUUUAUUGAUAUUUUGAAUGAAGAUGAAGAAACGCCAAUUCAUCGAGCCGCUCUCAGAGGACGAGUAGAUGUUUUAAGACAACUGGUGGAAUGGGAUAGACGUUUGGUCACUGCUAAAGACGAGAAAGGAUAUACUCCCUUACAUUGUGCUGCUCAAGAAGGUUUUGACGACGCUGUUGUUGUUUUAUUGGAUGCUGGAGCCGAAAUAGACUCUCGAAAUGCUGAUGAUAAAAGUCCUCUACAAUUAGCUGUUAUGUAUAAUCAAUUAGAUACAUUACGAGAAUUGGCAAGAAGAGGAGCAGAUGUUGAUCGAAGUGGAGAAGACGGAAAUAGUCCUUUGCUAGAAGCAGCUCGCAACGGUAACGAUGAAAUAGUUCGUUUCUUAAUUAAUGAUAGGAAUUGUGAUGUUUGUAAAAGAAAUGACAAAAAACAGACUGCUCUCGACUUGGCGCUAGAGAAUAAACACAGAGAUGUUGUGCGAACGUUGAUCACAUCAGAGUAUUGGAAAGAUUUGAUACAUCCACGGGAUGUUAUCGAACUGAAUAAUGUUAAAGCUCCGAAAAUACGUAAAACACCUAUGAGACAAUUGAUGUCGACGUUUCCCGAGCUAGUUCCAGCUAUACUUGACAAAUUGAUAACACGAAAUGGCGAGCCACAGGACUAUAACUUUACAGUUGAGUAUGACUUCACCUAUCUGGAUGACACAUUCAUGAUGCCUGACUCUGGCUAUCUAAUUAAUGAUGAGAGAGAUUUCGAGACUCACGAUGAUAUAUCCCAAAAAGAUUUGGAAGUUAAAACUAAAAAUAUUCGAUUACUGGGUUCUAUUGAUCCUUAUGAACAAGAUGGGACUAGUCUGCGAACAGAGGCUCAACUGUACAGCAAGAAGCACGAAGUUAUUUACAUGAACCAUCCUUUAAAAUUGAUUGCGAAUUCCGAAAAAAUUACUUUGCUUUCUCAUGAGUUAGUUGAUGAACUUAUAAAGUAUAAAUGGAAUAGUGUGGGACGUCAAGUAUAUUACACUGCAUUGUUCUUCUACAUGGUUUUCAUUAUGCUCUACACAAUUUAUGUCACCCACACUCCAGCUCCUUAUAACGUUUUUGAUAAAAGAGAGAACGGCUAUGUCGAUAUCAGUCUUCAAUUGGAAGCUUUUAAUGGAACUUGUUCCGAUCUAGGUGUCGAACGACCACAAUGGGUUGCAGCGCUUAAAAUCAUAAUCAUCAUAAUCUCAUCCUGUGAACUACUUAAAGAGGCAUAUCAAUUGUACUCUAGAUGCUUAGCAUAUUUUUCAUUUGAAAACUUUGUUGAAUGUUUUAUUUAUUCGUCGUCCAUCAUAUCAAUAUUGGAUUUCACGGAAUGUGCAGCUACAGCUGGAAUACCUUUGUCUUGGCAAUGGAAUUUGGCUGCAGUUUGUUCAUUUCUGGGAUGGAUGAACGUUUUGAUGUUAAUUAGAAAAACCCCUAAAUUUGGCAUUUACGUUGUUAUGUUCUUCGACAUCCUCAGUACUUUCUCAACGUUCUUCUUCAUCUUCGUACUCUUUGUCGUUUCUUUCAGUACAUCUUUCUUCGUAAUAAUGCAGAAUAGACCUGAAUUCGCUACGCCCUGGGAUGCUAUCAUAAAAACCACAGUCAUGAUGAUUGGAGAAUUCGAAUUCACAGCUCUUUUCUAUGGAGAUAAAGAAGUUCAUAUGGAGCGACUUUUUGGUCCGCAGUUAGCUUAUCCGUUGUUUCUGGGCUUUUGUAUUGUUAUGACUAUUCUUCUGAUGAACUUACUGGUUGGUCUUGCUGUUGAUGACAUUAAAGCUGUUCAGGAAAAGGCGGAACUUAGAAGAAAAGUCCUAAUGGUUGACUUGGUGUUACAAGUAGAAAUCACAAUGCCGUGGCUACGCCGUAAAAGGGCCGUUGGAAAGUAUCGCAUCUUUAAGAACCAACAGGGUUGGAUCAAAAAAAUAAUAAGCAAAUUUGACUUCAUGUCUGGAAGAGGUGAAGAUAGUGAUGUGGAAAAUACUGAAGAAGAAGCAGUAAUUGCGGAGUUCAGGGAUGAUUUGAGAUAUCAAGGAUCUCAAAUAAAGAACCUCCAAGAAAACAUUGACUAUAUUUGGGAAAAAGAGUUGAAGCUUGAGAGAAUGUUGAAAGCCAUUCUGAAGCAUCAUAAGAUUGAAACAGAAGACUUCGAUAGACGUUGA
Messenger RNA from Auanema sp. JU1783, 3702 nucleotides. The record is from the annotation of a GenBank genome assembly. Lineage: Eukaryota; Metazoa; Nematoda; Chromadorea; Rhabditida; Rhabditidae.